CAGAUCGUCAAUCUACUUUACCACGUUGCCUAUAAAUUAAUAUCGAGAGCCGUACACGCGUGAAAACUCCCAUUACUUGCUUUUCCGAGAUCAGAGCACAAAUUUGAAUUCAGAGAAGCCAGAGAAGUUUUCGAAGAAGAGAGAGAGAGAAGAUGGCUCGUACCAAGCAAACAGCUCGUAAGUCUACUGGAGGAAAGGCCCCUAGGAAGCAGCUUGCUACUAAGGCUGCACGUAAGUCUGCCCCAACCACUGGUGGAGUCAAGAAGCCCCAUCGUUACCGUCCAGGAACUGUUGCACUUCGUGAAAUCCGUAAGUACCAGAAGAGUACUGAGUUGCUGAUCAGGAAGCUCCCAUUCCAGAGGCUUGUCCGUGAGAUUGCCCAAGAUUUCAAGACUGAUCUGCGUUUCCAGAGCCAUGCUGUGCUUGCACUUCAGGAGGCUGCAGAAGCGUAUCUUGUGGGUCUGUUUGAGGACACAAACCUGUGCGCCAUUCAUGCCAAGCGUGUCACCAUCAUGCCUAAGGACAUCCAACUCGCUCGCAGGAUCAGAGGAGAACGUGCUUAAGUGUGUUGGUGUUGGGGAUAUGUGAAUGUGGGUUGGUUCUACUAAAUAGAUAGUUGGAAUUAGAUAAUGCUUUAAAAGCUUUUGGUUUUAGGAGACUUUGAAAACUAUGAUGACGGUUUGUUUCUUCUUGUCUAGUCGUUUUUAUGAUUUGCGUUGUGUUUAGAUCUCUACGUUUUGUGGUGGGUAUUGUUGCUUCUUUGGCAAUAUUAAACACCUUUUGUUGUUGAAUUUCAAUUUUAAAAACACUGAAUAUGUUGAUGUUUCUUGACUUUGUUUUCAUUUGAUUCUAUUUGUUUAAGAGUAUAUGAUUUGAAUCUA
Messenger RNA from Eutrema salsugineum, 881 nucleotides. RefSeq names its product histone H3.3. Gene Ontology annotation, cellular component: nucleosome. The transcript is spliced from 5 exons. Gene Ontology annotation, molecular function: protein heterodimerization activity; structural constituent of chromatin; DNA binding. The record is from RefSeq and is a predicted model, not a curated record. Bases 153 to 563 code for a protein of 136 amino acids. Lineage: Eukaryota; Viridiplantae; Streptophyta; Magnoliopsida; Brassicales; Brassicaceae.